Molecule: messenger RNA, 1050 nt
Organism: Geodia barretti
Lineage: Eukaryota; Metazoa; Porifera; Demospongiae; Tetractinellida; Geodiidae
Source: the annotation of a GenBank genome assembly
GUGUUCUCAGUCGUUUUCAGUGGACCAGAGAUCUAGUUCAAUCGCCUGUCAUGGCCGAGCAAUUGAGGCUACGCGGUCACCUGAAGGGACACGGAGGAUGGGUGACGCAGAUUGCCACUUCUCGUCCCAGCAGACAUGAUCAUGUCCAGCUCAGGGAUAAGACGGUGAUAGUCUGGAACCUGUGCCGGGAGGAGGGCAACUACGGCACUGCCAAGAAGGCUCUUCGUGGCCACAACCACUUUGUCUCUGACGUGGUGGUCAGCUCUGACGGGAUGUUUGCUCUGUCUGGGUCCUGGGACGCCACUCUCCGUCUGUGGGACCUGCAGACUGGAAUUACCACCAGGAGGUUUGUUGGUCACACGAAGGACGUCAUGAGUGUCGCGUUCUCGGCCGACAACCGGCAGAUUGUGUCCGGGUCUCGAGACCACUCCAUCAAACUCUGGAACACCCUUGGAGUCUGCAAGUACACCAUUCAGGAUGACUGUCACACUGACUGGUGCAGCUGUGUCAGGUUCUCUCCCAACACUCAGAACCCGGUCAUUGUCUCCUGCGGCUGGGACAAACUUGUCAAGGUGUGGAACCUCACCAACUGCCGACUGAAGACCAAUCAUUUCGGCCACACUUCCUUCCUCAACUGCGUCACAGUCUCUCCGGACGGCUCUCUCUGUGCCUCUGGAGGAAAGGAUGGGAAUGCUAUGCUGUGGGACCUGAACGAGGCCAAGCACCUGUACACUCUCAAUGGCGGUGAUGUCAUCAACUCCCUCGUCUUCUCACCCAACAGGUACUGGCUGUGUGCUGCCACUGGACCAACUGUCAAGAUAUGGGACCUGGAGAGCAAGGCUCUGGUGGAUGAACUGAACGUUGACAGGCUCUCGACUCCUGCCGCAGUGGAGUGUGUCAGUCUGUCCUGGAGCAACGACGGACAGACUCUCUUUGCCGGAUACACAGAUGGACUGAUUAGAGUGUAUGACAUAGAGACUAUGUAGUGUUGCUGUUUUUAUUGGUUGCGAGAAGUGUUAUGUAAUAAUCUUAUAUAAGUUUCCCUGGACA